CUCAAUAUCUCCACUUCCUGCCGGACGGCCGAACAUCUUCGAUCUCGCUCCGGGCUCGCUGCUGCACGCACCUCCUCCUCCGUCAUCGCAGAUUCGGAGGGGGAAAUAAGCGAUGAACAUAAGAAAUGAUCUGCUUAUGAAGAUCCUCAUAUUUCUCUUCGCUCUCAAUUCCCUCUCUAUCUUCGUCUACUUCACUUGCCACUCAUCCAAACCAUUUCGCUUCCCAACUUAUUCUCGCCCACCACUUCGUCGUCCCUUGUUACUGGGUUACCAUCAAACCCACCUUACCCACCCCCACCCCCACACCCACACCCAAACCCAAACCCAAACCCACUUCUUAAAACCUUGGCCCAUUCUUCCCUCUUACCUCCCCUGGUCGCAAUCCGCUAAUUCUGUACCCUUGCACUCUUGCGAAGCCUAUUUUGGUAAUGGCUUCACACGCCGCCUUGAUCUCCUCUCUCCCAAACCCAAUAUCUCCGCCGGUGGAAGCGGGUGGUUCCGGUGUUGGUACAGUGAGACUCUGCGGAGCUCGAUAUGCGAGGGAGGGAAGCUUCGGAUGGUGCCGGAGAGAAUUGUGAUGUCGAGAGGAGGUGAGAUGUUGCAGGAGGUCAUUGGGAGGACGGAGGAGGAUGAACUUCCUGUGUUUCAAGACGGUGCGUUUGAGGUUGUGGGGAAAGAAUGGACUGUUAAUGGUGAGAAAAGGCUCGUGAGCCGAGAGAUUUUGGAUCGGUAUGUGCCUGAAGGUGAGAUUUUGAGGCAUACAAUGCGUGACUUGAUUGGUUCGAUUCGGGUCGUUGGAGAUAAGGAAUUUGCUUGUGAUGAGUGGAUCGAGGAGCCCGUCCUUCUGGUGACACGAUUUGAGUAUGCGAAUCUUUUUCACACAGUUACGGACUGGUACAGUGCUUAUGUUUCUUCAAGAGUCACCAGCCUGCCUAAUCGACCUCAUCUGGUGUUUGUUGAUGGUCACUGUAUGACACCCCUGGAAGAGACAUGGAAAGCAUUGUUCUCGAGCCUCAGAUAUGCUAAAAACUUCAGUGGUCCUGUAUGUUUUGGCCAUGCCGUUCUGUCUCCUUUGGGAUAUGAAACAGCACUGUUUAAAGGUCUUACUGAAGAUAUUCAUUGUAAGGGUGCAUCUGCUCAUGAGCUGUGGCAAAACCCUGAUACUCUGAAGACUGCACGUCUAUCGGAGUUUGGAGAAAUUAUCAGAAUAUCUUUUGGGUUACCCUUAAGGAAACACAUUGUGAGCAAACAUCUCUCAACUCAUAAUGUCCUUUUUGUUCGUCGUGAAGAUUAUUUAGCUCAUCCACGUCAUGGUGGUAAAGUUGAAUCAAGACUUAGUAAUGAGCCUGAAGUCUUUCAGUCCUUGAAGAGCUGGGCAUCUAAUUAUGAAGGGUGCAACAUUAACGUUGUGAAUGGAUUGUUUGCACACAUGCCCUUGAAGGAGCAGGUCCAAGCCAUUCAAGAUGCAUCAGUUAUCAUUGGUGCUCAUGGUGCUGGUCUAACUCACAUCGUAUCUGCAUUGCCUAAUACUGUUAUUUUGGAGAUUAUCAGCACCCAAUUCAGACGCCCGCACUUUCAGUUGAUCGCCCGGUGGAAAGGAUUGGAGUAUCAUGCCAUCAACCUUGACGAGUCAUAUGCGAAUCCUGGAGUUGUUAUCAAUGAGUUAACCAGCAUAGUGAAAAGCCUUGGAUGUUGAUGAUUGUUUGUGCUGACAUUGCUGGUCUCUAACCUAAUGGAAGGUGAUUGAAAAUUCAAUUGGCUUCAUAGCUUAUGUUGCAAUUUUUGGCCGUUAUAAUGAAUCUGGUUAAUGUAGAUGACACAAUCACUAAUUUCUAGUUGAAGCAAAGUUCGCUUAGCUGGAGAGGUCCAACUUGCUAAUCUGAAUUUGACUAUGGAUGUGAUUAACCAAAAGAAAUUAUUCUUGAUGGCGCACGUAACUCGGUUUUUCUGGGGCAAGCAUCUGCCAUACAUGAGGUCUCAUUUUAUGUUGUAUAUUGAUAUCGAUUCUUCGCUUAUGCAUAUUGUACUAGUACAAGAGAUGAUUGCAUAUGCUCAUAUUUUUGUAUUCUCUUAUUCCUUUCGAUUCAGAAAAUCUGAUGCUUUGAGCCGGGGUAGUGUAAAAUUUGUAUGUAAAUGUCAAUCUAAGGUUGGUGAUCUCA
Molecule: messenger RNA, 2159 nt
Organism: Prosopis cineraria
Lineage: Eukaryota; Viridiplantae; Streptophyta; Magnoliopsida; Fabales; Fabaceae
Product: beta-1,2-xylosyltransferase-like
Exons: 3
Coding region: 113-1696 (527 amino acids)
Molecular function (GO): glycosyltransferase activity
Source: RefSeq, a predicted model, not a curated record